This is a messenger RNA of Oikopleura dioica, 729 nucleotides long. NCBI's taxonomy places the organism in Eukaryota, Metazoa, Chordata, Appendicularia, Copelata, Oikopleuridae. The record is from the annotation of a GenBank genome assembly.
AUGGCUGACGGCUUCUACAACACAGACUGGGGCAACCAGGAAGCGCAGGGCUCCUCUUACGGCAGCUACAACCCGAACGCGUAUUCGAAUCAAGGGUUCACGAACCAAGCCUACGACGGCGGCCAAUUCACGCCGCAGACCAACUUCGCCGGUCAAAACAUGGACCAGGAUCCGCCGACAGACCACGAUCCCUACACGGGCACAUUCGACUCCGAGCCGCCGCUGCUCGAAGAACUGGGCAUCAACUUCGACCACAUCUACCAGAAAACCAUCGCCGUGCUCAACCCUUUCAAACACACCGAAUCGGCCAUUGUCAACGAGGUCGAUCUGACGGGCCCAUUCGUUUUCUGCAUGGCGCUGGGGACGGCGAUGCUCAUGGCCGGAAAGGUUCAUUUUGGAUACAUUUAUGGAAUUGGCGCGGUCGGCGUUGUUGGCAUGUGGGUUCUGCUGAACUUGAUGGCUCCAAAGGGCGCCCACCUCGGCGUGAUCGCUUCGAUCCUGGGCUACUGCAUCCUCCCGAUCGUGCUUCUCUCCUUGCUCAACAUCUUCCCCUUCUUCGACCUGAGAGGCAUCGUCGGCACUGUUUGCUCCAUCGCGAGCGUGAUCUGGUGUGCGGUCAGCGCGUCGAAGCUGUUUUCCGACGGGCUCGAAAUGAAGAGGCAACAAGUGCUCGUUGCUUACCCCUGUGCAAUUCUUUAUUCUGUCUUCGCACUUUUGACCGUUUUCUGA